Messenger RNA from Scheffersomyces amazonensis, 860 nucleotides. RefSeq lists its product as uncharacterized. The coding region runs from base 177 to 722 and encodes 181 amino acids. The record is from RefSeq and is a predicted model, not a curated record. The transcript has a single exon. Lineage: Eukaryota; Fungi; Ascomycota; Pichiomycetes; Serinales; Debaryomycetaceae.
CAAUCAAAAAGUGACGUAUGUUAACAAUUUAUGGUAAUAGAUCCACAAAAGAUCCCCAAAAGAUCAAAUCGUUAAUUUGCUCUAUAAAAGCACCCUAAAUUCAUGAUAAAUUGAUUGACAUUUAUAGAAGUCUUAUAACCUAUCUUAUAUCUAAUAUAAAACAAAUCGGACUAAAAAUGUUACAAAAUUUACUUAAUUUACUCCUUACCCUUUUAUUUGUCACCAGAGUUCUUGGUCAACCAGCUCCAGCUCCAACUGAAGCUCCAGUUGAAAUUGAAAAGCGUGGUGACACUUACCUGUCACCUGUUGUUGUUGAAUCUGUCUACCAAACUGCUUGGGUUUACCCAGUUGGUAACGGUAAGUACACCACUUCCACUGCCUAUGUAACUUCUUACAAUGUGAAGUAUGUUCAAGCUAAAUACACUUCUGUUUCAACUACCAAGACUACACAGAAGACCACCAAGACUACUACUAAGACUACUGCUAAGACUACUGCUAAGACUACUGCUAAGACCACCGCUAAGACCACUGCUAAGACUACCGCAAAGACCACCGCUAAGACAACUGCAAAGACCACUGCACAUGGUGUUUACACUUCUCCAACUGCAAUUCCAACUAAGAUUACAACCAAAAUCACUUACCCAAUUGGAGGUGGUAAGACUUCAACUUUGACUGAAGUAUUUACCUCCUAUGUCAUCAAAUAUAUCACUGCUACUUAUUAAAUAGAGCUAGUGGAAAUGUUGCAUUACCAGAUGUGAAUAGAGAAGGAGAAGAAUAUGGGUAUGGCUUAUUAGUUUAUAUUAUUUUUAUUACUAUUAUUACAUAAUUCAUCAUUAAUAACUCUAACAAGGAAUUAUGCA